Messenger RNA from Balaenoptera musculus (blue whale), 1503 nucleotides. RefSeq names its product mitogen-activated protein kinase 6-like. Lineage: Eukaryota; Metazoa; Chordata; Mammalia; Artiodactyla; Balaenopteridae. Gene Ontology annotation, molecular function: MAP kinase activity; ATP binding. Gene Ontology annotation, biological process: intracellular signal transduction; cell surface receptor signaling pathway; protein phosphorylation. Gene Ontology annotation, cellular component: cytoplasm; nucleus. The record is from RefSeq and is a predicted model, not a curated record.
UCUUGCUGUGGAAGCAAAAUUACUUUUUUUCUACCUUUUUGAAAGAUCUUUCCUUUUGAUGCCAGUUUUCUUCCUUAUUUAUACAAGUUCAACAAUUCAGAAGGAGAAGGCAAUAGUAAGGGUUUCAAAAUGGCAGAGAAAUUUGAAAGUCUCAUGAACAUUCAUGGUUUUGAUCUGGGCUCUAGGUAUAUGGACUUAAAACCAUUGGGUUGUGGAGGCAAUGGCUUGGUUUUCUCUGCUGUAGACAAUGACUGUGACAAAAGAGUAGCCACCAAGAAAACUGUCCUUACUGAUCCCCAGAGUGUCAAACAUGCUCUACGGGAAAUCAAAAUUAUUGGAAGACUUGACCAUGAUAACAUUGUGAAGGUGUUUGAAAUUCUUGGUCCUAGUGGAAGCCAGUUAACAGAUGAUGUGGGGCUUACCGAACUGAACAGUGUUUACAUUGUUCAGGAGUACAUGGAGACAGACUUGGCUAAUGUGCUGGAGCAGGGCCCAUUACUGGAAGAGCAUGCCAGGCUUUUCAUGUAUCAGCUGCUACGUGGGCUCAAAUAUAUUCACUCAGCAAACGUACUGCACAGAGAUCUCAAACCAGCUAAUCUUUUCAUUAAUACUGAAGACUUGGUGCUGAAGAUAGGCAUAGGUGACUUUGGUCUUGCAUGGAUCAUGGAUCCCCAUUAUUCCCAUAAGGGUCAUCUUUCUGAAGGACUGGUUACUAAAUGGUACAGAUCUCCAGGUCUUUUACUUUCUCCUAAUAAUUAUACUAAAGCCAUUGACAUGUGGGCUGCAGGCUGCAUCUUUGCUGAAAUACUGACUGGUAAAACUCUCUUUGCAGGUGCCCAUGAACUUGAACAGAUGCAGCUGAUUUUAGAAUCUAUUCCUGUCGUACAUGAGGAAGGUCGUCAGGAGCUGCUCAGCGUAAUUCCAGUUUACAUUAGAAAUGACAUGACUGAGCCACACAAACCUUUAACUCAGCUGCUUCCGGGAAUUAGUCGAGAAGCACUGGAUUUCCUGGGACAAACUUUGACAUUUAGCCCCAUGGAUCGGUUGACAGCAGAAGAAGCACUUUCCCAUCCUUACAUGAGCAUUUAUUCUUUUCCAAUGGAUAUGCCAAUUUCAAGUCAUCCUUUUCAUAUUGAAGAUGAAGUUGAUGAUAUUUUGCUUAUGGAUGAAACUCAUAGUCACAUUUAUAACUGGGAAAGGUACCAUGAUUGUCAAUUUUCAGACCAUGAUUGGCCUAUACAUAACAACUUUGAUAUUGAUGAAGUUCAGCUUGACCCAAGAGCUCUGUGCCAUGUCACUCAUGAAGAAGAAGUACAAGUCGAUCCUUGAAAAUAUUUGGAUGGAGAUCGUGAAAAGUAUUUGAAGGAUCCUGCUUUUGACACCAGUUACUCUACUGAGCCUUGUUGGCAAUACUCAGAUCAUCAUGAAAACAAAUAUUGUGAUCUGGAGUGUAGCCAUACUUGUAACUACAAAACAAGGUCAUCAUCAUAUUUAGAUAACUUA